CCGGAUUUUAUAGGAAGAAGCACAGUUGACUCCUGCUGGGGCUGGAAUGUCCGAUGAGCUGCUUCCUUAUCUACUAAUGAUAAAAUGCACAGUCAAGCUACUGUAGUUGCUCUAACAUGCUUUAUAAAACAGUUUGCUUGCACUGACCUUUGUAGAAAAUAGGCUGUGUCCCAGCAAUAUCCUGUUUUUAUUUGACCCAGUUCUAAUGAAGAGUAGUUUUUUAGCAUCACAGUGUGAUUGUAAAGUCCUCAUUGGCUCAUCUCUUUGAAUUAGAUAUUACUAUACCUGCUUAAUGUAUCUUUUCUUCCUUUUCUUACUCUUUGAACCAGCAUGCAUGCACUUAUCACAUCUCUGUCCUUUUCUCUCCUUUUGCCCAUACUGCAGUCCUCCUAUCCAAGCACACACUCUCCCACAGCUCCCCAAGAUAGAGCCCCCUCUGUUACAGCCAUCCCCUCUGGUGUUUGCCCCAGUGGACCCCACCUCAGGUCCUAGACUGGUCAAAUGUGAGAGGUGGCCUCUCCUGGGGCGCCAAGACCCCCGGGAGCCCCCGGACCCUUUUGAUUAUGAGAGCAUUAUCCCUGACUUGGAGAAUGAUGACAUGUUUGCUAGACGGACCCUGGCCUUCCAGGCCAACACAAACCUGGCUAUGAUGAAGACUCAGCUGCGUAGAAAACGUCGUCUCUACUCGUCUGAGCCACAAAUUAAUAUUGUCACCCAGCGAAGUGGCCGUGGCAGCACUGAAGAGAAUGAUUUCCCUGAUAUUGACCAGGACGAUGUAGUGUACCGUAAGGAGAAAACCCAGCAGGCUCAGCAACAGCGGCCACUCUCAGGAGCCCCUGACAACUAUGCCCCUAUGCCCAUCCCAGAGCCCUGGGCUUUGCCUCCUGAUCUCAAAGCCAGACUCCUCUGCCCCCCAUGUCCCCUGACCCCAGAGGCAGCAGCAACUAAAAAGAAUCAAGUUGAGAAGGAGACCCACCCUAAAACGGAUGACAUGCUCGUUCGGAAGCUUGGACUUUGUUCUGAUCAGAGCCAAUCGGCCAGUCAGAUGACUCCCUCAGUGCCUUCUUCCUGUAGCGAUGGUGACCUGCAGAGGUGGCAGGCUAUUAUAGAAGCCAGUCGGCUUAAACAUAAGAAGAGGUUGAUGGUGGAGAGGCUAGCAGCUCUGAAGUUGUAGAAGCAGAUUGAUGUUGUUUCUCUUCACUUUGUUAAAUUUUCAUUUUUGUCUUUGUAUUUUUUGUCUAUCAUGAAAUAUUUUUGGCUUGACAGUGAGGCAGUGGUCUAGACUGCAUGCUGAUGCAACUUUUUUAAGGACUGCUCUGAAGGUCCCUGCAGUCCGAGAUGGGAGUUUUACCUAAUUUUGCUCAUUUCUGAAAAAGUAUAGGUACCUCCUGCAUUUAUCACAGUGAAGGAAAUCUGUUGAAAUUUUCUGCAGCAACAUCUCUGAACUAUUAUGGUUUUCUGUACAAUGGAUAUAUGGUAUAUUUGACCUUAUGAACACAUGCUAUGUACUGUAAAUGCAGAGUGGCUGUCCAGAAAUGUAGCGGUGUUGUGUAUUUUGGAGUGUGAUUUCAGAACUAAACUGCAUAAAGUAUCAACACAUUACUAAUAAAAUUAUUUGGCAUUUCAUAAGCGUUAUCAACCAGACCCAUAACUUUGCUUUUGUUUUCCUAUCUGAUCAGGUUAGCUUUGCUUAUUCAUUGUUAAUAAAGAAAAUACACAACUUCAUGAUCUUGUGACUGAAUGCAUUGAACUGGCCAUUUAUCGACCUCACCUAUAUUUACAAUAUGGAUCUGACCAGAGUACACUGUUGUUUUCCUCAGCACAUUGAUCUUUACACAGAAGUAAAGCUCAGACUGCUGCAGAAUGAAUUUGUGGAAAGGUUCCACCCUGGCUAAUAUCCAAACAUAACAUCCUCAACACACUGACCUCACUAAGCAGGGUACUGAAAUGGAGUUUUGUCUGGGCCGACAUGAAUGCCUGUGAAUUUCUAGCAGCUUUGAGAGAAGAUGCAACUUGUGGACUCCAGAGUAACCUGAACACAAAUCUGUACUGCUGUGUUUGCACAUGAAUGGACACACACACAAGCCUGCACAAACCAUUUAAGCCAAAUCAAGCUCAUCUGGAUUUUCUUAAAAUCCAUAUGUAAAGCAACAGUGACAACCAGAGUCUCCAGAAAGGCAGCAUUGUUUUGGCAGAAUACAUGUCUACACAGCUCCCCAGUCAAAUGUCAGAGAAAGGAAAGGUGACACUACUAUAUAUAGACCGUGAACUCUAUCCUCUGUGUACAGAGUGAAAACAAGCAGAGUAAUGUUUUGGCUGGGCUCAUGUAUAUUUGAAAUGCGCAGCCUGGGGAUGAGCAGGUCUGAGAUUCACCAACCUGCCUGAUGAUCUUAACCCUUUCACUCUCAGACUCACUGUCAAAGGUUAAUCCACAGAGAUGUGAUUUAGUCUGUGGU
Messenger RNA from Monopterus albus (swamp eel), 2456 nucleotides. Its product is annotated as LIM domain only protein 7-like. The record is from RefSeq and is a predicted model, not a curated record. Lineage: Eukaryota; Metazoa; Chordata; Actinopteri; Synbranchiformes; Synbranchidae. The transcript has a single exon. Gene Ontology annotation, biological process: regulation of cell adhesion; regulation of signaling. Bases 293 to 1174 code for a protein of 293 amino acids.